Molecule: messenger RNA, 5039 nt
Organism: Felis catus (domestic cat)
Lineage: Eukaryota; Metazoa; Chordata; Mammalia; Carnivora; Felidae
Gene: SUDS3
Product: SDS3 homolog, SIN3A corepressor complex component
Exons: 14
Coding region: 376-1629 (417 amino acids)
Biological process (GO): negative regulation of transcription by RNA polymerase II
Cellular component (GO): Sin3-type complex
Molecular function (GO): histone deacetylase binding
Source: RefSeq, a predicted model, not a curated record
UAAAUAGGAUGAGAAUCCAUUUUUUUCACUUUGAGGACACUCUUUAGGGUCCCAUUCAGAGAUGAAUUUGGUCACAAGGGAGCUGAGAAUCGGGAUAUGGGAUUCCAUCCUGGGUUUUACAUCUGCGUUCAACCUGACUACUUGUCGCAGAGGACCCUCGCUUUAGGUCUGGCUCCUUGCGCCGCCUGGCGGCUACUUCUGGAAACAGAGCGCCUUCCAGCUUCGGGGUCCUGGCUGCGGCCAGGCCUGUCCAAGGAUUUGCCUAAUUCUAGAGAACUUGUCUCCGCCCCUCCCCACUACCCAGUGAGGAUUUUAGGACGGCGAUGAAAGGGCUGAGGUUAAGGCGAAGGGGGCAGCCCGUCCACCCCCUCAAGGAUGAUGGAGUCAGGCGGUUCUCGGACAGCUUGCGACCCGGAAGUCACCGCCGGCGCGAGGUCCCCGUUGCCGAGCGCGGGCGCGCGGGGCGGAGCUUGGCGGAGACGGGGAAGGGGUCGCCGCGGCUGCCGCUCAUCGAGUUGGCGGCUCCCUCGGGGGCCGGUAGGCAGGCGUCGAGUCGGCAGGGCGCGCGGCUGCGGUCCCCGGGUGACAGGCUCAGCAGCGGCCAGUGGCGACAUGAGUGCCGCGGGGCUGUUGGCUCCGGCUCCGGCCCCGGCUGGAGCGCCGCCGGCCCCGGAGUACUACCCGGAGGAGGACGAAGAGCUGGAGAGCGCCGAGGACGACGAGCGCAGCUGCCGGGGCCGAGAGUCCGACGAAGACACUGAGGACGCUAGUGAAACUGACCUGGCAAAGCAUGAUGAAGAAGACUAUGUAGAAAUGAAGGAACAGAUGUAUCAGGAUAAACUGGCUUCUCUCAAGAGACAGUUGCAACAACUUCAGGAAGGUACGUUACAGGAAUAUCAGAAGAGGAUGAAAAAACUAGAUCAGCAGUACAAAGAAAGGAUUCGAAACGCAGAACUCUUCCUCCAGCUGGAAACUGAACAGGUGGAAAGAAACUACAUCAAAGAAAAGAAGGCCGCGGUGAAAGAAUUUGAAGACAAGAAGGUGGAGCUGAAAGAGAACUUGAUUGCUGAGCUGGAAGAGAAGAAGAAAAUGAUCGAAAACGAAAAGCUAACGAUGGAGCUGACUGGAGAUUCUAUGGAAGUGAAACCCAUCAUGACCAGAAAGUUGCGGAGGCGACCAAAUGAUCCUGUCCCCAUCCCAGACAAGAGGAGAAAACCUGCUCCUGCCCAGCUAAACUAUUUGUUAACAGAUGAACAGAUCAUGGAGGAUCUGAGAACGUUAAAUAAGCUUAAGUCACCCAAGAGACCAGCAUCCCCGUCCUCUCCUGAACACUUGCCUGCCACGCCGGCAGAGUCUCCAGCCCAGAGAUUUGAAGCUCGGAUAGAAGAUGGGAAACUGUACUAUGAUAAAAGAUGGUACCACAAGAGCCAAGCCAUCUAUCUGGAGUCAAAGGACAACCAGAAGCUGAGCUGUGUGAUCAGCUCUGUCGGAGCCAAUGAGAUCUGGGUGAGGAAGACCAGUGACAGCACCAAGAUGAGGAUCUAUUUGGGCCAGCUUCAGCGCGGGCUCUUCGUGAUCCGCCGGAGAUCACUCUCUUCCUGCCUGCCUUUCUUGUCAUCUCUGAAGUAAGCAGGGAAGGGUAGGAGCCAUUGAACUGGUUUCUAAAAAUGUAGAUGGAGAGCUGGACACGCUACAUCUUGCUGCUCUCUGGAUGUCGGUGGACCUUUUCAUGUCGUGUCCUGCUGUAGAGCCACUGAAUGAAAGAACACACCAGUUCAAUGUCACCUGCUUCAGACUGUCUGCUCAGCUCCAACCAGCAGCCUGCGUAACCACCAAAGCCAGGGUUUGCAGUCUUUGGAGAGAGGCAGGAAUGAAACCAAUUUCUGGUCUCUUCUGCUAGUGUUAGAGAUGCCCCACAUCUAUCUUUGGUAAAGCUAAGCACCUUCUCUGCUUUUAAAAACACAGUAGAGGAAUGCUCUAGAAACAUGGGCACCAGCUCACUCUCUUUGGACAUAAUGACAUGAUGAGAAAUAUAUUAGCUUUAGGAAUUUUAGUGUUUACCAGAGUAGGUAUUUUUGUGAAUAGCUAUGAUUAUUAAGACGAAAAGAUAUGUAUGUUCAGAAGGAUCCCUGGGGGAGUGAGGGAGACAAGAUACAGCAUAGGUACCUAGACACUUAAUCCCUUUACCCAUUUUCCCUAAUCUGUGUUUGCUCAGUUCUCUGAAAGAUACAGAUCUCUAAAAUGACAAAAUUCACUUUACUGAUACGAGAAGACCAAUAAUCAGAAUCUGAAAGAUUCUCUCCCCUGUUUCUCAAAAGUUGGAGACUCAGCGGUGUGCUCUGUUUUUCUGCAGCCUGAUGCUCCUGUCUGUUGGCAUCACCUGUCUGCCUGCCAAUGGGGUGAAUGGGUGUGGGGUCAAAGUAGGUGAGAUUAGGGGCACGUGGGUGGCUCAGUCGGUUAAAGCAUCUGACUUCGGCUCAGGUCAUGAUCUCAUGGUUCAUGAGUUCCAGCCCCGUGUCGGGCUCUGUGCUGACGGCUCAGAGCCUGGAGCCGCUUCGGAUUCUGUGUUUCCCUCUCUCUCUGCCCCUCCCCCACUCACGCUCUGUCUCUCUCUGUCUCAGAAAUAAAUAAACAUAAAAAUAAACAUUAAAAAAAAAAAAACGUUCCAGAGCCAGCUAGGAAAGCAGUGCUCAUAGAGAAUAAGCAGUUAUUGAAGGUAGGAGUACAGUGGCCUCAGGUUGGCAAGUCCCUGCAUAUAAUUAAGAAUCACUUUUUUUUCCAACAUUGAUUCUUUCGGUAAGUAUUUGAGUGUUUACUGAGAUGCAGUGUGGCAUAGUGGCAGUGUGGCCAAAGCAGAAGAGUUGGAAUCAGUAUUUGAAUCCAGCUUUAACUAGCUGCAAUGUGACUUUAGGCAUAUUGGUUAAAUAACAGGCACAUAGGUUAAAUAGUAAUAUCCACCCCAGAGUGAUUUUGAGGAUCCUAAUAAUGUUAACGUACAUAGCACUUACUAUAUCCUAAGCACUUUACCCAUAUUAACUUACUGAAUCCUUGUAAUGACCCCGUGAGGUAGCCACUAUUACAAAUCCUCACUCUGUAGUUGAAGGAAUUGAGAAACAGAGGUUAAGUACCUUGCCCAAGGUCACGUAGCUAGUAAAUGGUGAGCCAGGAUUCUGAGCCCAGUUUCUCCAGAGCCCUUGCUCUCAUUCACCAUACUCUGCUUUGAGGGGGACAUAACACAGGGCUGGAUUCAGGGAGUGCCCAGUCUCUGGAAACUGUCCCCUCCAUUGUCACUACUGCUGCCCUCUAUCUGUCUCUGUCUUUGGAUGUUAAUCUGCCAAAUCCUGUGAGACCAGAAGGUAGUUUAGUCCAAGAGACAAUGAAGAUAAAGUUGGCAGCUUCAGAGAUCAUGGUAAGCGUCACUUCCUGCAAGUGGGUUGGAAUGAAUGCCCAGCGCAUUGGGUUGAGAAGGAUUCUGAAGCCCAAGUUGGGCAGAAUGGGAGGAGUGGCUUAAUCAAUUAGUUUUGUUUGCUGAUUUAGUUUGACCCCUUAUUUUGAAGAUGAAAACAUCUAAGGCCCAGAGAUGAUAAAUGAUGUGCCCAAGUUCAUAUGGCCAGCUAUAGGCAGAGAGGUGGUGGGGGUCCUGUACUCUGGUAUGGCCACUCAUUAACCCGGGGAUUUUUACUUAAUGGCUUGAUAGUUAGGGCACAGUCAUCCUAUUGUGCCUCGGACUUUUCUGGUUUUAGUAUUGAUAAUCUUGCAUCCCAGGAACUGUCUCAGACCCAGGCAAACCGAGACAGUUGGUCACCCUGCUCAGUUUCCUCCUCUGUAAAGUGGGGAUAAGAAUUGGCAUUUUUCCAUGGAUUAAGUGAUUUCUCAUAGAUUAGAUAAAGCACUCGGAAGUAGUGUUUGGGACGUAGUAAGUCCUCAAUACGUGUUGGUGAUUUAUUGUUGUUCUUGUGUUCAUUAUUAUUGGAACAGAGGGUUCCAGCCCCAAAAUGAGAUCCUGGAGAACUUCACAAUCAUCCCAGCCAAGACAGGGGACCUUGCCAGGAUCAUCUGGUCACCUGGAGCUGACUGUUGGGGAUGUUUUUUCUUCUACUUGAAAUGGUAGUAAACUAUCAUGAGCUCGAGGAUUGACAUUAGUGCAUUCAAUCCACAUGCUGUUCAUGGAGUAUUGCAUGUUAGGUAGUCUAGGUUCUUUGGGGGGGAUUUAGAGAUAAAUAAAAGCAUGGUUCCCUUCCUCUGGGACAGUGAGGAUGGGCAGCUGUGCUUGUCAGUAAUUCUGGUUCAGUGGGAUAGGAGCUACAUUCGAGGCCUGGAGAAAACUGUACAGAGAAAAUACUAGCAGUUGACAUUUAUCGGGCAGGUGGUUGAACACUUCACGUGCAUUAUCUCAUUAAUUGUUUGUUGUCUGUGAAUUUAUUGUUACGCAUCUGGGGUUUACAGACUGGGAAACUGAGGUUUAGAAAGAGUAAGAAACUUGCCUCAAGUUCACGCAGCAUGAUUCCAAAGCAGGUCUUGCUGACCCAGAGUCUGAAUUUUCAUGAAGCAGGAAUGCUUUACAAUUACUUCGGAAAGAAAAGAAAAUUUGAGCUUGGCCUGAAAACUGAGGCAGGCCUUAAGCAGUGUCCAUGGCCAGGAAUGGGAACUGCAUACAGAGGAAAUGGCUCGGUUGAAAGCGGAGUAGGGGGUGGGACAUGUUUAAAAAGUCAAAUGAGAGUGUGUGCUGAACAGUAACUGUGGACGAAUGGGCUUUGAACUUUAAAAUCUGUUUUGUUUUUUCCCAGACCCGUACCUUUUUGUCCUUCCACACUUUAGGUUCACCUUCCUUUCCUUCCUGCCUCUGUCCUUUUCUCCCUUCCCCUGGCCCACCCUGUUCCCUCCUCCUCCCCCCUUUUAUAUCGCCAGUGCGGUGGCUCGUGGCAGUCUUGGAGUGACGCUUUCCAAUUUCACACUUACAUGCUCCUGAAAGUAUUCGUAAACUAACUCAUAUGUAAAACCAAUAAAGGGCAACAGCACACAUUCCUGUUAGGCAGUAA